GGUACAACAAUCGUUAUCAAUUACUUUCGAUAGUUGCCGGCUUGCACAUCAUGGUCAGCCCAACGAAAUAAACAAAAAAGGGAGAAGCCAAUUUUAAUUCAAAUAUAUAGUACUACUCAAGUCUAUAAAGUUUGCAGCGAGAUCGGAAAAUAUAAAGGAAUAACUUGGGUGCAGUUGACUUAGAGCUCGACCCCCAAGUCGUAGUCUGGAAAUUCUUAAGGAAAUUCACAAAUAAACAGAUCACAAAAUGAAGCUCAGCGUAGACGGUCUGCUCGUCUAUUUCCCCUAUGAAUACAUUUAUCCCGAGCAAUAUGCGUACAUGCUGGAGCUCAAGAGAAGCCUGGACGCCAAAGGACAUUGUCUGCUGGAAAUGCCUUCAGGAACGGGGAAAACGGCGACAUUGCUUUCACUGAUUGUUGCCUAUAUGAUCGAGUAUCCGGAGACAGUUCGCAAACUGAUUUACUGCUCACGUACGGUCCCAGAGAUUGAGAAAGUAAUUGCUGAAUUGCAGAAUCUAAUGGUCUACUAUGAACGCCAUGCGCCAGUUCCGCCGGGUUUGACUGGCCUGGUGCUCAGUUCUCGUAAGAAUAUGUGCAUACAUCCGGAGGUGAGUAAGGAGCGUGAGGGUAAGGCUGUGGAUGGUAAAUGCUAUGGACUCACUGCCAGCUACAUCCGAGAACGUCAUGAAAUGGAUGCAGACAUUCCCAUUUGUCAGUAUUUUGAAGGAUUUACACUGGAGGGCAAAGAAUCAACGCUGCCUGUGGGCGUUUACAGCAUCGAUGAUCUUAAGGAAUACGGACGAUCUAGAAACUGGUGUCCAUAUUUUCUAGCACGCUACGCCAUUGCACAUGCCCAAAUUGUGGUCUACAGUUACCACUAUCUGCUGGAUCCGAAAAUAGCACAGGUCGUAUCCAAGGAGAUGACUCGCGAAUCCUGUGUAGUAUUUGAUGAAGCUCACAAUAUUGAUAACGUCUGCAUCGACUCGAUGAGUGUGAAGAUCAACAGACGCAUCGUAGAGAGAAGCACAAAUGCCCUAAAUCAGCUCACAAAAUUGGUCCAAGACAUGCGUGAUGAGGACACAAAUCGACUGAAUGAGGAAUACCAGCGGAUGGUGCAGGGACUCAAGGAUGCCAGUGUGCAGCGCGACACAGACAUGAUACUUGCUAAUCCCGUGCUGCCAAGCGAUGUCCUUACCGAGGUGGUGCCUGGCAACAUUCGAAAUGCGGAUCAUUUUCUCAGCUUUUUGCGCCGCUUUAUAGAGUACAUAAAGACGCGACUGCGUGUCCAUCACGUGGUCCAAGAGUCACCAGCUGGUUUCCUCAAAGAUGUAUCCUCCAAGAUAUGCAUAGAGCGUAAACCUCUCCGCUUUUGUGCUGAGCGUUUGUCCAGUCUGUUGCGCACUCUAGAAAUCAGCGACAUGACUGAAUAUGGUGCUCUCACCCUGAUAACACAUUUUGCGACACUGGUUUCAACAUACACCAAGGGUUUCACCAUUAUAAUAGAACCCUUUGAUGACAAAACGCCGACUGUAUCGAAUCCUAUUAUGCACUUCAGUUGCUUGGAUUCAUCUAUUGCCAUGGCGCCAGUUUUCUCGCGCUUUCAAACAGUUGUGAUCACCUCCGGUACACUAUCGCCCAUGGACAUGUAUCCUAAGAUUCUGGACUUUGAUCCAGUCGUUAUGAGCAGCUUUACAAUGACACUGGCGCGUCCCUGCCUGCUUCCAAUGAUUGUCUCUAAAGGCAAUGACCAAGUGUCCAUUUCAUCAAAGUUCGAGACUCGCGAGGAUACUGCUGUCAUUCGUAACUAUGGACAGCUGCUGGUGGAGGUGGCCAAGACAGUUCCCGAUGGCAUCGUGUGCUUCUUUACUUCGUACUUGUAUUUGGAGUCAGUUGUGGCAUCCUGGUAUGAUCAGGGAAUUGUGGACACUCUGCUGCGCUAUAAACUGCUGUUCAUCGAGACUCAGGACAAUGCCGAAACGAGUUAUGCGCUCAUGAACUAUGUUAAGGCUUGUGAUUGCGGUCGUGGCGCUGUUUUGUUGGCUGUGGCUCGUGGCAAGGUCUCCGAGGGUGUGGAUUUCGAUCAUCAUUAUGGUCGCGCGGUGCUCAUGUUCGGCAUACCCUAUGUUUACACGCAGUCGCGCAUUCUCAAGGCGCGUCUCGACUACCUGCGCGAUCAAUUUCAGAUACGAGAGAACGACUUUCUGACCUUUGAUGCGAUGCGGCAUGCAGCACAGUGCGUGGGUCGAGCACUGCGCGGUAAAACGGACUAUGGCAUUAUGAUCUUUGCAGACAAGCGUUUUUCGCGACAGGACAAACGAUCACGUCUGCCCAAAUGGAUACAGGAGCAUCUAGUGGACAGCUUCUGCAAUUUGAGCACUGAGGAGGCUGUGCAACUGGCUCGUCGCUGGCUAAGGCGCAUGGCUCAGCCUUUUUCACGCGAAGAUCAGCUGGGCAUAUCGCUGCUGACGUUGGCUCAACUGGAGGGUAUGGAGCAGGAGAAACUGGAACGACAGGCGCAGGGCAAGCAAGGUGUGGGUGGUGAGGUCCAGGAGCUGUAAUGUGAUGUUACAAACCGGAUCUCGAGACAGUCGCCGGCUUCCUUCCGCAAUGUUUUUUUUCGAAUGGCUUUUUGUUUGUCUUUCUGUACAAUAAUAAUUUUAAUAAAAAGUGAAUUUGUUGCCAGCUAAUGGCAUUGAAUGCCAUUAAUCGGAGCAGCAAAAAAACAAAAAA
Messenger RNA from Drosophila innubila, 2729 nucleotides. RefSeq names its product general transcription and DNA repair factor IIH helicase subunit XPD (gene Xpd). Gene Ontology annotation, biological process: nucleotide-excision repair; transcription by RNA polymerase II; positive regulation of mitotic recombination. The record is from RefSeq and is a predicted model, not a curated record. NCBI's taxonomy places the organism in Eukaryota, Metazoa, Arthropoda, Insecta, Diptera, Drosophilidae. Gene Ontology annotation, molecular function: ATP binding; DNA helicase activity; hydrolase activity, acting on acid anhydrides, in phosphorus-containing anhydrides. The coding region runs from base 248 to 2557 and encodes 769 amino acids. Gene Ontology annotation, cellular component: nucleus. The transcript has 8 exons.